This is a messenger RNA of Schistosoma margrebowiei, 846 nucleotides long. NCBI's taxonomy places the organism in Eukaryota, Metazoa, Platyhelminthes, Trematoda, Strigeidida, Schistosomatidae. The record is from the annotation of a GenBank genome assembly.
AUGCCAUUUUACAAUGAUGAAGAUCUAAUUAUUAUUGAUCCUAGUUAUGAAAAUUUAACGAAUUUUCGCAAAGAUUACGAUUAUGAUCUAAUUGGUAAUGCUAUUAGUUUACGUGCAUCAUUUCUUCGGAAUCCAGCUGGUUAUUUACACAACAUUAUUGAACAGCAUAUGAUAGAGUUAUUAUUUACUAGUCUAAUCUGUUUCAGUAUAUUUCUUGGUGUGGUUGUUUUAUUAUUUGUACUAAAAAGGUUUAUUCGUUAUGUGAAAUUGAUCAAGUUACUUGUAAAGGAAUUCAAUAGUGUAAGAUUACAACUAAAAGAGAUUAAGAAAGAAAAUUUGCCAAUGAAUUAUGACAUCUAUGCAAAAGCAGUAUUUACUGUAUUAAUAAGUUAUUAUCAGCUGUUCAAAGGAAGUAAAGAAAGAAUUAUACCUGAAGAUUUGGUUGAAUAUGAAAUAAUACGUUUUGUAUUAGAGGCUGCAUGGAAGAAUACUAUAAGUUGUAGACAGCUACAUAAUAUAGAAUUGAAUAGAUCAACUGAAGAUGAAUCAAUUGAAGGACUACUAGAUGAUUCAGAAAAUGUAAUAGACAAAUUAAAUAAUGUGGUUGAUCAUAAUCAAAAUCUUAAUAAUUCAAGAACAGGUAAAAAAUCUGAUUUUAAUCAUAUAAGAGACGAUAAUGUGAAUUUUAUGGUGAAUAAAAGAACAAAUAAGCAAAAUGUACCAAACAAAUCAAUUGUAAAACCAUGUUGUAAAAACAAAAACCAAAUAUUUAUGAAAAAUAUCAUUAGUUCCAAUGAUAGACAUAGCAUGAUAAAAUUGGAAAGUCUAAACAAUCUUGAUGAAUAA